Pelmatolapia mariae (spotted tilapia) is the source of this 957-nucleotide messenger RNA. RefSeq names its product high affinity immunoglobulin epsilon receptor subunit alpha-like. Gene Ontology annotation, cellular component: plasma membrane. The transcript is spliced from 6 exons. Lineage: Eukaryota; Metazoa; Chordata; Actinopteri; Cichliformes; Cichlidae. Gene Ontology annotation, biological process: cell surface receptor signaling pathway. Gene Ontology annotation, molecular function: transmembrane signaling receptor activity. The record is from RefSeq and is a predicted model, not a curated record. Bases 1 to 957 code for a protein of 318 amino acids.
AUGAAGGAAACAUCUGUGCUGUGUCUGCUCUUUCUGAUCUCACUGCUGAGCUGCACAACAAACCAAGCUCGUCUGACUGUGAGUCCCAGCAGCUCUCAGUUCUUUAAGUUAGACUCUGUGUCUCUGAGCUGUGAGGAGGACGACAGCUCUGCUGGAUGGACUCUGAGGAGAAACACAACUGAAGGACAGAGGACUCAGUGUGGAGAUGGGUGGGGAAAUCCAGCUGGUUCGACUAAUUCUUCCUGUAACAUCAGCUACAUGUACCCACUGGACAGUGGAGUUUACUGGUGUGAGUCCAGAGAGGGUCCCAUCAGUAACAUGGUUAACCUGACAGUCACUGGUGGAUCAGUGAUCCUGCAGAGUCCUGUCCUCCCUGUGAUGGAGGGAGAUGACGUCACUCUGCUCUGUAAAACAAAGACCACUCCCUCCAACCUCCCAGCUGCUUUCUAUAAAGAUGGCUCCCUCAUCAGGAAGCAGCCUACAGGUCACAUGACCAUCCAGCAUGUUUCCAGGUCUGAUGAAGGCCUCUACAAGUGUGACAUCAGCGGUCAUGGAGAGUCUCCAUCCAGCUGGAUCACUGUCACAGACAAACACACCACCACACCUCCACCUACAUCCACACCUCCACCUACAUCCACACCUCCACCUACAUCCACACCUCCACCUACAUCCACACCUCCUCUUGGUUCCCCUCUCAUACCUGUGUUGUCAUCUGUUGGAUCAGUCUGUGUUGUGGUUUUACUGGUGUUACUGGUUCUGCUGGUGAAACGAUGCGUUAACAGGAAACUUGAGGGUGAGACUCAGACUCCCGAAUACAGUGAUCCAGCUACUGUUUACUCAGCAGUGAGAACUGAAGACGUCACUUAUGGACAAAUCAUCAUCAAAGACAAGAAGAAAAAAUCAAAGAUGAGAGGUACAGCUGCUCUUCUGUUGUGGUUCAGUUCAGCCAGGAUCUGA